This is a messenger RNA of Phycomyces blakesleeanus NRRL 1555(-), 348 nucleotides long. RefSeq lists its product as hypothetical. Lineage: Eukaryota; Fungi; Mucoromycota; Mucoromycetes; Mucorales; Phycomycetaceae. The transcript has 3 exons. Bases 1 to 348 code for a protein of 115 amino acids. The record is from RefSeq and is a predicted model, not a curated record.
AUGUCAAUUGAACAAUCAAAAGAGACGAGAAUUUUGGUUGAUUCAAUAGCAUACAUAACACUUUGUACGUUUAGUAAUAGUAUUAUCGAGCAUAUUAUUUUGUACAACUCUGCAAGUCUGAGUCCACAAAGUGGCGCGCGCGAUAUUCAACAGGCACAUCACACAGAUGUUGCACAAUUGAACCAGAAAGUCAUCAUAACACGUAAAUGGCCUGUACUUCAACUAGAACACUGUACCACUUUAGACAACACUCACAACCAAUGGGCAUUUGAUGAACAACGAAAACCCUCGGUUGAAUACAAACCACUGCCCUUUCUUUUGAUUACUGUUAUUGUUAUCUGUUUCUAG